UCUCAAGCCUCUGGUCCCCCUUGGGGCCCGGGAGGGGGCCCCUGGGGCAUGGCCCUGCCUCCUCUGCGGGGAUGUGAGCAGCGGCCUCGUAGCCCCGGCACGCAGCCGUCUGCCAUGUCGGGCCUGGCUUCGUACGCUGGCACCACGGCGUCCGCGACCAGCUGGGCGAUUGGCUGGCGGAGCGCCAUGCAUGGCACCCAGUCCGUGACGAUCGAGCAGCGCAUCCUGGCCUGGGACGCAGUGACCGCGGGGGGCACCCAAGCAGCCGUCCUCGACGUGGUCCUGGCGUACCCAGGCGGGAGCGCGUGCAUCGACACGAGCGUGACUGAGGCCAUCGCCGCCGAGGGCGCGACCGCACGCCGGCGCGCCCGCGUCGCCGGCGCAGCGGCCCGGGAGCGGGAGCAGGAGAAGCACUCCCGCUACCCCGGCCCUGGCCUGGUGGCCGCGGUGGUGGAGAGCGGCGGCUGCCUGGGGCGCGAGUUCGACUCGUUCCUCCGCGAGCACGCCCCGGCGGACCCGGAGACCAGGGCCGCGGCCCUCGUCGACGCGAGGCAGCGCGUGGUCGUGGCCGUCGCGCGCGGCACGGCGGCGAUGCUGCUCAGCAGCGCCGGCCCGCGCGGGAGGCCUUGGCAAUCCCCUGCCCAGGGGGUGGGCCGCGGCCGGGCCCGCCGCUGA
Messenger RNA from Prorocentrum cordatum, 675 nucleotides. The record is from the annotation of a GenBank genome assembly. Lineage: Eukaryota; Dinophyceae; Prorocentrales; Prorocentraceae.